Molecule: messenger RNA, 3303 nt
Organism: Clonostachys byssicola
Lineage: Eukaryota; Fungi; Ascomycota; Sordariomycetes; Hypocreales; Bionectriaceae
Source: the annotation of a GenBank genome assembly
AUGACCUAUGGCUAUCAGCCAGACCAGGAGGAAUCUCUACAGGCAAAUCUUCUGUCUCUAAGCAACCAUCUUCUUUCUACACUGCAAAGUGAGCGGAGAGAUGUGCCAGGGCGUCCCAUAGUUUUUAUAGCACACAGGCUUGGUGGGAUCCUUGUGAAGAAGGCUCUAGACUUAUCUCGGCGUUCUACCGCAUCUCUUCGAGGUGUAACAAAGGGGGUCCUCUUCUUUGAAACCCCUCACUGCAAACCUCAUGGAGAAUCAUGGGGCGAACUGUUGAGGAGGAUCCCUGGCGAGUUUGUUGCCACAAAUACAACCCUAUUUACGACGUUGGAUUCUCAACGACACGAAGAGGACCUAGAAGCUGUUCGAGACAUUUUCGAGAAAAUGCUAUAUCGCCCAAGUAGAAAAAAGCUUUUCGUUGUGACAUUUACUAGAGCCGUUGUGGGUGGACCUACUGGGUCUAUAUCUAAUUCGGCCAUUCCAAUGGAAUCGGCUUGGAUCAAUGCGUCAUGGGCCAAAAUCAGGACGCUUAAAGGAGCCCACGAAACCAUGUGCGGAUUUGGUUCACCAAAUGAUGCCAAUUAUCAGCUGCUAAAAAAGGAUUUACUCCUUGCACUUUACAAAAUCGACGAUGGGAAAAGGAAGAAAGUAAGGGAAAAGUUGAACAGGAAAGAUAAAAGGGAUAAACAAAAAGAGUUUUUAAAGCAAGGAGAAUGGGUUCCGAAGCUGCUGUGUUGCCCCUAUUGGGAACGCAAAGACGAGCCCAACCCGCCUCAAGCGGAGGGAACAUGCGAGUGGUUUCUGAACCACACUUUUUACAAAUACUGGCGCAACUCCGACAUAGCCAAUGUUCUCUGGGUCUCAGCUGAGCCCGGAUAUGGAAAAUCAGUCCUAGCUAGACAUGUGGUGGAAAAUGCGUUACCAAGCAACAAGAAGAGGCUAACAUGUUACUUCUUCUUCAAUAAAGACUACUCGGAUCAGAACUCCGUAACCGGGGCUCUAUUCUGUAUACUGCACCAAGUCUUCAAGGACUUUCCAGCCGAUGUUCCUCCACUGGCUCUCCAACCGAUCACGGAAAAUAAAGAGAAUACUCUGGAGUUAUUCCGCGAGUUCUGGGCCAUUCUGCUUUCCGUGGCAGAGCGCCAAAAAUCCAAAGAAGUUCUUUGCAUUCUCGAUGCCUUGGACGAGUGCAGUGAACCAGGACGGGGCCAGUUCAUCGAAGCCUUGGGAAGAUUCUACUCUCAAUCACAAGCCUAUCCAGCGAGGCUGAAAUUUCUCAUCACAAGUCGGCCUUACUUUGAUACUUACUCACUACGGCACCAAAGGGUCAACAUCCAUUGGAGCGGUGAGAGUCCCGGAGAGGCUGCCAGGAUCAGUGAGAUCAAGUUUGCAAUACAACAGAAAGCAGGAAGAUUAAUACAGAAACACCGCCUAAGUCCCGAAGAUGGAGACUUUCUCAUCGCAGAACUUUGUCGAAAUCCUCACCCCACAUACUUGUGGGUGCAUCUCGUCAUAGAAGAAGCCGAUAACAUUCUUCUCGAGCAAGAAAAUAUUCGAUCAAAGAUCCAGAAACUCCCUCAAACAGUGGACGGAGCCUACGAAAACAUCCUGGCAAAGGCCAGGGAUCCAGAAUCCACUCGGCGGGUUCUGCAUAUAAUUCUGGCAGCUCAAAGGCCACUGACACUGAAGGAGAUGUCAUUCGCUCUGGCAGUCGGACCCAGCCACAAGCCGUUCGACGACAAUAAGCUGAUCCCGGAGACAAAAGUCUGCAAUGACAUUCAAGACCUGUGCGGUGCUCUUGUGAGAAUUGUCAACUCCAAGAUAUACCUAGUGCAUCGAACAGCCAGAGAAUUCUUAGCCUCUUCACACGAGUCAAUUCUGCCAUCUUAUAUCAAUAACGACAUAUCGCCCACCUCUUCGUCACAAUGGAAGUCUACGUUCCAACCUCAAGAAUCUCAUCAGAUUCUUGCCGGGAUAUGUCUGUGGCGGAUCGCCUUGUCUAAUUGUCGACUUGACCAACAUCAAGGUAAUAAGCAGAUAAGGGACGAUGUCAAAAGAUGCCCAUUCAUGAGCUACGCAGCCCAGCACUGGACCGAGCACUUUCGGAAAGGUGACGGGAUGCACAAGCCUUCCAUCAUCAAAACUGCGAUGGAUUGUUUCACUCCGCGCCCGCUCACUUCUCAGGCAUGGUUCAACAUACAUCGAACAGCUAAAAACUUCUACAUUGGCCCUGAUAAACCUACCGCGCUGACGCUUGUCGCAUACUUCGGGCUCGGGGCAGUGAUCGAACGACUUCCUAAGGAUGUCCUUGAUACAAUCAACGAGAAAUCCAGCGGCUUAACACCACUACAGUGGGCAGUUAGAAGCGGCCACGGGGGUGUUAUACGGCAACUCAUUGCGGCAGGCGCUAAUGUAAAUUUGAGGGUCGGAGAGGGUAAGGCAGCGUUGCAUCAUGCAGCUGAGCAAAAUGAUAGGGCCCUCGUGCAACAGCUUGUGGAAGCUGGGGCCAACAUCAACAUUCAGGAUAUGCUGAAAAGAACAGCUUUGCAUCUUGCAGCUGCUAAAGGCUAUCUCGGCAUGGUCCAGCAGCUUCUCGCCGCUCGUGCUACUGCCAAUGUACAGGAUACGCACGGCAAAACGGCCCUACAUUUAGGAAUCGACAGCGGUCAUUUGCUAGUUGUGCAGUGGCUCAUUUCAGGCGGCUCGGAUAUCAACAUCCAGGAUACGAUGGGUCAGACAGCGCUACAGCGGGCGGCUAAAAGAGGUUAUAUCGAUAUCCUACAGCUGUUGAUGGGCGCCGGCGCCGACCUCCGUAUACGAGACAAGGAAGGCGAGACAGCUCUGCAUCACGCAGCUUCCCAAGGACACAAAGCCGUCGUGCAGCAACUUGUUGCGGCCGGCGCGGAUAUAUGGGCGGGGGACAGGCGUGAGAGAACUCCGCUGGAGCUGGCAGCGAGAAAACGCAGCAAAGAGAUUGUGCGGCUGCUCAUCGGAGCCGGCGCCGACAUAAAUCACCAGGACAGGGACGGCAACACGGCGCUGAUCUGGGCCGCAAGGAAAGUAGAUAGUUCUGUUAUGCAGCAGCUCAUCGCGGCCGGAGCCGACAUGAGUCUGCACGACACGUCCGGCCGGACGGCGUUUCUUUGGGCCGCACAGAUGGGCCAUCUGCCUACUGUGCAGCAACUUAUCAUGGCCGGCGCUGAUGCGAGCGUGCGGGAUCAGGGCGGUAGGACGGCGUUGGAUUUGGCGACUGCCAAUAGUCACGUGGGUGUUGAGCGGUUUUUGCAAAGUAUGAGCACUUGA